Messenger RNA from Hemiscyllium ocellatum (epaulette shark), 3907 nucleotides. RefSeq names its product alpha-actinin-2. Gene Ontology annotation, biological process: actin cytoskeleton organization; muscle cell development. Gene Ontology annotation, molecular function: calcium ion binding; actin filament binding. The record is from RefSeq and is a predicted model, not a curated record. The transcript is spliced from 21 exons. Gene Ontology annotation, cellular component: cell junction; plasma membrane; Z disc. Lineage: Eukaryota; Metazoa; Chordata; Chondrichthyes; Orectolobiformes; Hemiscylliidae. The coding region runs from base 197 to 2884 and encodes 895 amino acids.
GUUCGGCGUUGCUGCAGAAGAGUUUGGUAUCGCAGUCAACAAGGGAGCUGCAGUGUGUGAAAACUCUGUGCCUGACUGUGCAGUGCUGGGGGGAGAUAAGGGACGGUGUAUGUAGAAUUGCUUUUGUCAGGGGGAAGAGGGGAGAGAGAGAGAGACAGAAUUCAUUACCUUUGUGAAGUGAUAGUGAACGAACAAAAUGACCCAAAUUGAACAUCAUAUCACCUACGAUCACAACACCUAUGUGACUGAACAUUACAUGGAACAGGAGGAAGACUGGGACAGAGAUUUACUCCUUGAUCCCGCGUGGGAAAAGCAACAGAGGAAGACAUUCACUGCCUGGUGUAACUCCCACCUGCGAAAGGCCGGGACCCAGAUCGAGAACAUUGAGGAGGAUUUCCGCAACGGCCUCAAACUCAUGUUACUGCUGGAGGUCAUCUCAGGAGAACGGCUCCCGAAACCCGACAAAGGGAAGAUGCGAUUCCACAAGAUCGCCAACGUGAACAAGGCUCUGGACUACAUCGCCAGCAAGGGGGUCAAGCUGGUCUCGAUCGGGGCUGAAGAAAUUGUGGACGGGAAUUUGAAGAUGACUUUGGGGAUGAUCUGGACCAUCAUCCUUCGCUUCGCCAUCCAGGACAUUUCGGUGGAAGAAACCUCAGCCAAGGAAGGCCUCCUGCUUUGGUGCCAGCGUAAGACAGCUCCUUACCGCAACGUCAACGUACAGAAUUUCCACAUCAGUUGGAAGGAUGGACUCGCAUUGUGCGCUCUCAUCCACCGACACAGGCCUGACCUCAUCGAUUACUCUAAACUUAGAAAGGAUGAUCCCAUUGGGAACUUAAACCAGGCCUUUGAGGUCGCUGAAAAAUACCUGGAUAUUCCCAAAAUGUUGGACGCUGAAGACAUCGUUAACACACCAAAGCCGGACGAGAAAGCUAUCAUGACCUACGUCUCGUGUUUCUAUCACGCUUUUGCUGGGGCUGAACAGGCCGAGACUGCAGCCAAUCGGAUUUGCAAAGUGCUCGCCGUGAACCAGGAAAAUGAGAAACUGAUGGAGGAGUACGAGAAACUCGCGAGUGAGCUGCUGGAAUGGAUCCGCCGGACGAUCCCCUGGCUGGAGAACCGGAUCCCGGAGAAGACGAUGAGGGCCAUGCAGCAGAAACUGGAGGAUUUCCGGGAUUACCGGAGGGUCCACAAGCCGCCCCGGGUGCAGGAGAAGUGCCAGCUGGAGAUUAACUUCAACACCCUGCAGACCAAACUGCGGCUCAGCAACCGGCCAGCCUUCAUGCCCUCCGAGGGCAAGAUGGUGUCUGACAUUGCAAACGCUUGGAAAGGUUUAGAGCAAGUGGAGAAGGGUUACGAGGAGUGGCUGUUAACGGAGAUCCGGCGAUUGGAGAGACUGGACCACCUGGCAGAGAAAUUUAAACAGAAAUGUGCUCUUCAUGAAGCUUGGACGGCAGGAAAGGAGGACAUGUUGAUGAGGAAGGAUUAUGAGUCAGCCACCCUGAUGGAGAUCCGCGCCCUCAUGAGGAAACACGAGGCGUUUGAGAGUGACCUAGCUGCUCACCAGGACCGUGUGGAGCAGAUCGCAGCCAUUGCCCAGGAGCUCAAUGAGCUGGAUUAUCACGAUGCUGUCAGUGUGAACACACGGUGCCAGUCUAUCUGUGACCAAUGGGACACUCUGGGCACCCUCACCCAGAAACGCAGGGACGCCCUCGAGCGGAAUGAGAAACUUCUGGAAACCAUUGACCAGUUGUACCUGGAGUUUGCCAAGAGGGCAGCCCCCUUCAAUAACUGGAUGGACGGAGCGAUGGAAGACCUCCAGGACAUGUUCAUCGUUCACAGCAUCGAGGAGAUCCAGAGUUUGAUAACAGCCCACGAGCAGUUCAAGGCCACCCUCCCAGAGGCGGAUAAGGAGCGGAUGGCCAUUCUCGGGAUCCAGAAUGAGAUCACCAAAAUCGCACAGACCUACGGAAUCAAACUGUCAGGAAUCAACCCGUACACCAACCUCUCGGCCCCAGAAAUCGCUGGCAAGUGGGACAAGGUGAAGACCCUGGUCCCUCACAGAGACCAAACCCUACAGGAGGAACUCGCCCGGCAACAGGCUAACGAGAGACUUCGCCGACAAUUCGCAGCUCAGGCCAACGUCAUUGGGCCUUGGAUACAGACCAAGAUGGAGGAAAUUGGCCACAUUUCCGUCGAUAUCCGGGGCUCCCUGGAGGAUCAGAUGAACCACCUGAAACAGUAUGAGCAGAACAUCAUUAAUUACAAAUCCAACAUCGACAAGUUGGAGGGAGAUCACCAGCUCAUCCAGGAGGCCCUCAUCUUCGACAACAAACACACCAGCUACACCAUGGAGCAUAUCCGCGUGGGCUGGGAGCAGCUGCUGACCACCAUCGCCAGGACCAUCAACGAGGUGGAGAACCAGAUCCUCACCCGAGAUGCCAAGGGCAUCAGCCAGGAGCAGCUCAACGAAUUCCGCGCCUCCUUCAACCACUUCGACAGGAAACGCAAUGGCAAGAUGGAACCAGAUGACUUCAGAGCCUGCCUCAUCUCCAUGGGCUAUGAUCUGGGUGAGGUGGAGUUUGCACGGAUCAUGACCCUGGUAGAUCCCAACAACACCGGCGUAGUGACCUUCCAGGCCUUCAUUGACUUCAUGACCCGUGAGACAGCUGAGACAGACACUGCUGAGCAAGUCAUGGCCUCCUUCAAAAUCCUGGCCUCCGACAAGAACUACAUCACGGUUGAGGAGCUUCGUCGGGAAUUACCUCCGGAACAGGCGGAAUACUGUAUCUCCCGGAUGACCACCUACAUUGGGGCAGACUCUGUGCCCGGGGCCCUGGAUUACAUCUCCUUCUCCAGCGCACUGUACGGAGAGAGUGACCUGUGAACGCCUCGCCCACGCACCCCUCUGCCCUCUGCCUCGUGAAGACCCCCAGCCCCAGCCCCCCCUUCCCUGCCUCACCACCACCCCCAGCCACCCUGCCCUGUCCAAUCCUCAACACCGCUCCUCUGUCACCUGAAACAAAAUGGCCGACCGAGCCCCAUGCGUCCCUGACAUUGCGUUCCCCGCCCUCGCCUCGCUGCGACAACUGGAACGUUUGUGUUCCUGGUUGUUGGCGUGGGGGAGGGUGGGGAGUGUGAUGAGGGUCUCCCACAGUGGGUUGGGGGGGGGGGGAAACGAUGCUCGGGAUAACCCCCUCCGCGAUUUUUCUCUCAGGUCCACCUCUCCCCUCCCACCAGAACACUGCCUGCCCUCCAAUGAUGGCGUCUGGUCCGACUCGGCACCCGGAAGGUUCUAGAAAAUGGCGGGGAAAUGCCCCUCCCCUCCUCCCCACUACCAUUUUUCUUGAUCCCGCCCCACUGCCGCGUGAACAGGCCUCCAUUUCCUGUGUUGGCGAAGCCUGCUCUCUCAUUACCAGCACUCCUGGUGAGAGUCCUCUCUCUCUCUCUCUCUCUAUAACCCUCCCUCUCUGUUUCCUGCCACACCCCCCUCCUGCUCCCGGCUCUCCGGAAAGAUCUCUCCCCAGGCCGUGGUCCAGGGGGCAGAGGCAAGGCCUAAGUCCUCCACCUUCUAUUGCCUCCCCAUCCCUCCAACCUCACACCCCACCCCAGAACACGAGUGUGUCACCCUCACUUGGAUCCCGCUGUUUCCCCAACCCCUCACCGUUUCCCUACCCCCCAGCGACCUUCCCCCAUCCCUUGCCAAACCGCCCCCCCCCCCCCCCCCCCGAGCUCAGUCUCGCCCAGAAAUCUUUCAACGGCUUCCCCAAAACUGGUCUCGCUUGGGAACCGAAGGUGACCGCAAAGAGGACCGGUGGAGCGGAGUGAUGGGCAGGGUGCUCGGUUUGAACGAUCAGAUGUUUGCACAGCCCCUGUACGUGGAGAAAAUAAAACUAUCCCUCAAACUAAA